AUGGAACCUGCAUCCAAUUUCUCUUCGGACAUUUUGACAACACUGUGCCAAAUACAGGACUGGGGGCCCAUUUCUUUCUUUCUUUCUUUUUUUCUUUCUUUCUUUGCUUCACUUUUCUUUCUUUGCUUCACUUUUCUUUCUUUCUUUGCUUCACUUUUCUUUCUUUCUUUCUUUCUUUUUUUCUUUCUUUCUUUGCUUCACUUUCUUUCUUUGCUUCACUUUUCUUUCUUUCUUUGCUUCACUUUUCUUUCUUUCUUUCUAUCUUUCUUUCUUUCUUUCUUUCUUUCUUUCUUUGCUUCACUUUCUUUCUUUGCUUCACUUUUCUUUCUUUCUUUGCUGCACUUUUUCUUUCUUUCUUUCUUUCUUUCUUUUUUCUUUCUUUUUUCUUUCUUUCUUUUUUUUUUUUCUUUUUUUUCUUUCUUUGCUUCUUUUCUUUCUUUGCUUCACUUUUCUUUCUUUCUUUUCUUUCUUUCUUUCUUUCUUUGCUUCUUUCUUUCUUUCUUUCUUUUUUCUUUCUUUCUUUGCUUCCUUUUCUUUCUUUCUUCACUUUUCUUUCUUUCUUUGCUUCACUUUUUUUUCUUUCUUUGCUUCACCUUUCUUUCUUUCUUUCUUUGCUUCACUUUUCUUUCUUUCUUUCUUUCUUUUUUUCUUUCUUUCUUUGCUUCACUUUUCUUUCUUCCUUUGCUUCACUUUUCUUUCUUUGCUUCACUUUUCUUUCUUUCUUUCUUUCUUUCUUUCUUUGCUUCUUUUCUUUCUUUUCUUUUUUCUUUCUUUCUUUGCUUCCUUUUCUUUCUUUUAGCCACUUUUCUUUCUUUCUUUGCUUCCUUUUCUUUCUUUCUUUCUUUCUUUGCUUCACUUUUCUUUCUUUCUUUUUUUCUUUCUUUCUUUGCUUCACUUUUCUUUCUUUGCUUCACUUUUCUUUCUUUCUUUGCUUCACUUUUCUUUCUUUCUUUCUUUCUUUCUUUCUUUCUUUGCUUCACUUUUCUUUCUUUCUUUUUUUCUUUCUUUCUUUGCUUCACUUUUCUUUCUUUGCUUCACUUUUCUUUCUUUCUUUGCUUCACUUUUCUUUCUUUCUUUCUUUCUUUCUUUGCUUCACUUUUCUUUCUUUCUUUCUUUCUUUCUUUCUUUGCUUCACUUUUCUUUCUUUGCUUCACUUUUCUUUCUUUGCUUCACUUUUCUUUCUUUCUUUCUUUCUUUUUUCUUUCUUUUCUUUCUUUCUUUCUUUCUUUCUUUCUUUCUUUGCUUCACUUUUCUUUCUUUCUUUUUCUUUCUUUUCUUUUCUUUCUUUUCUUUCUUUCUUUGCUUUUCUUUUCUUUCUUUCUUUUUUUCUUUCUUUCUUUCUUUUUUUUUCUUUGCUUCACUUUUCUUUCUUUCUUUGCUUCACUUUUCUUUCUUUCUUUCUUUCUUUACUUUUCUUUCUUUCUUUGCUUCCUUUUCUUUCUUUCUUUCUUUCUUUCUUUCUUUUCUUCACUUUUCUUUCUUUCUUUGCUUCACUUUUCUUUCUUUCUUUCUUUCUUUCUUUCUUUCUUUCUUUCUUUCUUGUUGAGUCCUUAUCAUCACAAGAAUUAUCCGGAUUAUUAA
Acanthosepion pharaonis is the source of this 1581-nucleotide messenger RNA. The record is from the annotation of a GenBank genome assembly. Lineage: Eukaryota; Metazoa; Mollusca; Cephalopoda; Sepiida; Sepiidae.